AUGUCUCUACUUCUCAGCCAGCUCUCGAAACUCCCCCUUGUGGAACCAGCGUUGCUGAGAAGAUCAUGUUUUAGUCUUCUCUCCAAUGGCUUCUCAUCUUUCGUGUUGCAAACCCCAGCUUGUUCCAUCGCCAGAGCUGAACCUUGUGGAGAGGAUCUCGGAAGACUCGUCAUUAGAGUUGAUAAAGAAUUUUGCGACACUUAUAUGGAAAAGAAGGUUCCUCUAGAGUUGAUGAAUGGAAUGGUUACGGUCGGGGCAUCUCAUGGUUGGGUAGCUACUUUGAAGGAGGACGGCAUAGUGCGUCUCCAAGAUGAUUUGAACCCGCUAGAAGAACAAGGAAAAGCUGUUUACACUCAAGACAUAGGUGAUCUCAACAUUUUCAUUUCUAAAUCUGAAGCUUUCUGUGACUCUGCUACUGACAAACCCUCUAACUUCGCUGAACUCUUGGAUUUUGAUGAAAUGACCACUAUCAUACGUGUGCAAGGAUUUUAUUUGGGCCAUAUCAGUGUAUACAACUCUUAG
This is a messenger RNA of Eruca vesicaria subsp. sativa (arugula), 522 nucleotides long. Lineage: Eukaryota; Viridiplantae; Streptophyta; Magnoliopsida; Brassicales; Brassicaceae. The record is from the annotation of a GenBank genome assembly.